AUGUUAAAAACACUCUUGCUCUGCUCUUUGCUGAUCGUAGAUGUCGGUGCUGUAUGCACCAUAUGCUCAUUGCUUUCGGACUAUUCUGAUGAUAUGCCUACCAUAAGAACACUGCCAGAACCAAGCGAGAAAUAUCGGCGACAAUCAUUAGACAGUUCCGAGCGACAAGUGGUCGGAAGCUUCUCGGAUUUAGUGUCUACGGACGAUGGAGCAAAUCCCCUUCGAGGACGUGGACGUUUUGACGCGAACAUUGAGAGACCGGGAGUAGAACCGAAGCAAAAAACCGGUACUCAGCUGUUUGAUUUGUUCGAUACAAUCGGUAGUGGACUUCUGCAAGUUCAGCGUUUGGACGGGCAGCAGUAUCCUGAUAAGAGUACCAGUGCCCGUAUUUUCCUAAAAAUACCUCCAACGGUUAACACAGUAGAAAAAAUCAUUUGUAGUCCCCAUAUUUGCACUCGCGAAACCACGAAGAGAUGGCCCGCGGAAGGAAAUACCCUCAGAUCCGAGAAGAGCUGCCAAAGAUUCCGAGAUGCGAAUAAGUGCAUCGACAGAAGAACCGAUGCAGAGAUGACGACUGAGAUUACAAGAAUAGAGGAAUGCUGUGAAGGGUACGAGACUAAGGAUAUAUUCAGGCAUGGAUGUCCAAAAGAAUCCACAUUGGAAAAUAUAGAAGAUUCGCUAGAGUACAUCAAUUCAUCACUUUGGGACAUUGCAAGCAGAGCAAAUGCGACGGCAGAGCUCAGCAAAAAGAAUGUGACAAUUUUUGUUAGUCCUGAAUAUGAGGACGAGGUUUCGGACGCAGAGUCAUAUCUAGCCAGCAGAAUAGUUCCUGGUACUUACCGCCCAUACGACUGGACGGAUGGUACCGUACUCAAAACCCUCAGUGGAGGAGAACUCAUCAUUUCCCAGUCUGAGGAUGCAUUUGGAACUGUGAAAAGCUAUGUGAAUUGUGUGCCAAUAAAUACCUCAAGCGUUCGAACUCAAACUGGAAUCAUUCACGUAGCGUCGGGUGAUGUGUUACCUGCAGCCGAGACAGUUCUUGCUGCUUUGGAGGCUGAUCCACGAUUUGCUUCGUUUUUGUCGAUACUAUCUGAAGAUCUUCGCGAAUCGCUUUCAUCAAACGAAUCAUCUUUCACUGUGUUUGCUCCAUCAGACAAAGUCCUGUCAUCGCUUUCCGAUUCACUCAUCAGCGAUAUCAAGGAACGAAGAGGAUGCGCUUCAGAUUUUGCGAGAAGCCACGUCGUGAACGGCUCCUUCUGUACUUCGCAAUUAUUCCAUAGACGACUAAAUUCUCUGGCAGGGACUCAGAUCGAUGUCCAUACCCAGAUUAAAAGUGCAGAGCGUGUGACUCACAUCGGACGCGCAAAGAUCAUUGGAGGAGAAGUGUUUGCAAAGAAUGGAGUAGUUCAUCUGAUCGAUGAUGUACUGUUCAGCGAUGAAUUGAUGUCAUGGAAAGAGCAUCUCGACGCGAUCAACAGUGAAAUGGCCAAAUCGCUUGAAGACGUCAUGAAGAACUCUACCGAGCCAAUUACGAUCUUUGUGCCUCACAGUGAUAAUGAUACGGUCUUAAACGCCGAAAUGUCAAAGAAUCACGUGGUCAUCGGAGACGUACUGGAACAUUUCCAACAAGCUUCUACCAUCACAACAGAAGCUGGAUCUAAGAUGUUUACUGGUUUCUCUCGUCACGUCUCACCAAUUUGGAUGAGGAUCUCUGUGCAGCCACAGCGUCGUCGACGUGGGCAAGUUGCCUGCUCUCGAAUCACUUCGGAAAGUGUGAAAGGUUGUCGAGCGGUGCUUCAGUUUAUUGACAAGCCUCUUCCACUUGUUACUGACAACUUUGAAAGCUUCCUUGCGAAAAGAGCAGAUCUGAGCAGAUUCUACAGGCUUUGGCGUGACAGUUCCCUCAAUGCUUCUCUCACCGAUGACAAACCGCUGACAGCAUUUGUUCCAUCGGACGAUGCAUUCUCAACCAAUGAGUUCAAGAAGUUGGCCUCUGAACAAAAACUAGCUGAAACAUUUGUACGGAGACAUAUUGUGGAGGAGCCAUUGUGUAAUUUCGAUUUGCGCCACAGCUCCGGGGAAAUCCGUAUUCAAACCUAUGCUAACUUGAAUGGAGAGGCUUUAAGGCCUAGUCAAACUGAUGGGGAGACAUUUAUAGAUGGAGCACGAAUUGAAGAGUCUGAGAUAGUGCUCACAAAUGGCGUGCUUUACGUCGUGGAGUCUCCAAUAAUUCGGAAUCAGGCGGUCAUUCGUCCAAGCAACAAUAGAAGAAGAACGACAAAUCUUUUUGACAUUAUCCACUGA
Molecule: messenger RNA, 2304 nt
Organism: Cylicocyclus nassatus
Lineage: Eukaryota; Metazoa; Nematoda; Chromadorea; Rhabditida; Strongylidae
Source: the annotation of a GenBank genome assembly